AUGUCCAACGAAGCUAGACCGGCGGGCGCCACCUCCGGGGGCGGCGCGGGAGACCUAAACAUCGAGCAGGGAGGACCGAACCAGCGGUUCAGGCAGCUCAACGAUGCUGGUCUCGACGACAAGGUGCUCAUCUCGGAAGCGCAGGAAGGCACCAGGCACGAGCACAGUCUCGGCCUGGUCCAGGGCCUCAAGGCCUACAAGCGCGCCGCCUUUUGGAGCGUCUUGAUCUCUUGCACCAUCAUCAUGGAAGGAUAUGACGUGGCGCUGCUUGGAUCUUUCUUUGGAUACCCCCAGUUUCGGCUAAAAUAUGGGGAAUACCUCAAUGAGGAGAAGGGGUAUCAGAUCUCCAGUGGAUGGCAGCAGGCCUUCAACAUCUCCAGUGCCCUGGCAAAUAUCCUCGGGGCCUUGUUGAACGGCUACUUCACCGCCAAGUACGGACAUCGCAAGGUCAUCAUGCUCUCGCUCGCGGCCCUCGCCGGCUUCAUCUUCAUCGUCUUCUUCGCGCCCAACAUCCAGACCCAGCUGGCGGGCCAGAUCCUCUGCAACAUCCCCUGGGGCGUCUUCGCCACGACGGGGCCGGCCUACGCGAGCGAGGUGACGCCGCUGGCCAUCCGCGGCCACCUGACGGCCUACGUCAACCUCUGCUGGUGCAUCGGGCAGUUCAUCGGCGCCGGCGUGCUCGCGGGGCUCGUCAGCCGCGAGGACGAGUGGAGCUACAAGAUCCCCUUCGCCAUCCAGUGGGUGUGGCCCGUCCCGCUCUUCGUGGCCGCCUGGCUCGCGCCCGAGUCGCCCUGGCACCUCGUGCGCGUCAACCGGCUGGGCGAUGCCAGGCGCUCGCUCGAGCGCCUGUCGGACCCGGCCGAGCACCCCAACCUCGACGAGACGCUGGCCAUGAUGGUGCAGACCAACAAGAUGGAGAUGGAGGAGCGGGAGGGCGUCACGUACUGGGACGCCUUCCGCGGCACCAACCUCCGACGCACCGAGAUCGCCUGCGUGGGCUUCCUCUCGCAGAUCACAACCGGCGGCGCGCUCUGCUACCAGGGCACCUUCUUCUUCCAGCAGACGGGCAUCCCGGACCGGACGGCCUACUACAUCGGCCUCGCCGGCACCGCCAUCGCCUUUCUCGGGACCUGCCUCUCCUGGGCGUUCAUUUACAAGCUCGGCCGGCGGAGGAUCUGGCUCAUGGGCCUUUCCGGCCUGGUUGCCAUCCUCUGGACCAUCGGGUUCCUGGCGCUGCCGGAGCAGAACCUCCCGCUCGCCUGGGCCCAAAGUCUACUCUGCGUUGUCUGGCUUGGCGUAUACAGCUUGACAGUUGGGCCAAUCAUCUACACGCUGGUCGCCGAAAUUGGGUCGACUCGCCUGCGAACACAGACCAUCGUGCUGGCUCGAAGCACCUACUACGCUGGAAAUAUUAUUGGCAACGGGACGCUGAAUCCGAAAAUGAUAUCCCCCGGCGACUGGAAUCUCAAGGGAAAGACGGCCUUCUUCUGGGCAAGCGUCGCCACCCUGACCCUCGUCUGGGGUUAUUUCCGCGUGUUCGAAACCAAGGGCCGAACAUUUGGCGAGCUGGACACAAUGUUCCAGCGUGGGGUCACUGCCCGGCAGUCGGCAAAGUACAAGCUUGAAGUGGAUGAUAUGGCCAUGACCAAGUCCAAGACCAACGAUUCCGCUCCGGCAGUUGCCGAAUCAAAGCAGCAGUGA
Molecule: messenger RNA, 1701 nt
Organism: Gaeumannomyces tritici R3-111a-1
Lineage: Eukaryota; Fungi; Ascomycota; Sordariomycetes; Magnaporthales; Magnaporthaceae
Product: maltose permease MAL31
Exons: 10
Coding region: 1-1701 (566 amino acids)
Biological process (GO): carbohydrate transport; transmembrane transport
Cellular component (GO): membrane
Molecular function (GO): carbohydrate:proton symporter activity
Source: RefSeq, a predicted model, not a curated record